UGAUCGGCUCCUCUCGCCCUCUCCUCGCCCUCUCCCUCUCCUCACCCUCUCCUCACCACUCGUACCGUCUUGCAACAAUACCCCAGGCGCUUUUACAAACGUCUGCGCAGACGUCGCAGAGAUAGUUGCCUGCGUCUCGCUUGCUGGAUGCCCUCACGGCGGCGCGAGCGAGUUCAAGAAGAUGGGGAGACAGCGGCCGCCGUUCGACUCUAACAACGCAGCCAGUACAUCUAAAAAAUUGAAAAAGGACAAGCCGUUCGCGAAGGGGGCAGUGAAGUCCUCAGCAGGUGGAGGUGCGGGUGAUGCGAACAGAAGCUCGCUGUUUGUGGAGAUCAUCAGCAAGGCUGGGAUGACACUGAAGCUAGAUGAAGCUCACAACCAACUGUCGGUUGAUGAUGCUAUUUUCCAAAAGAAUGUGACUCAGGGUCUGCGCAAGCAUGCCAGCUAUCCCAAGGUGGUGGAUGACUUCAUAAGCAGCCUGCAGGAGUAUGUGGAGGGCCGUGAGGCGUUGAAGACUUGCCUGCUACCGUGCCGGUCCUGCCAGGAUUCUGAUGCCAGUACAAAGGCUUCACGUGAAAGUUUGAUCAAGCUUCUCCUUGGAGUAAAUAUUUUGCAGACUCCUUUAAUGAAUGCGCUCUUGGAAAAGCUCCCCGAGUUCAUGGAAGACGGGAAUUCGGAGGAUGGCGUGAACAUCCCUCGUUUGACCAUCAGUCAUUUUAAGUGGCUGGAUCGCAUUUAUGACUCAACGAGCCUCACCGAUCGCAUUCUGGAGCUGCUCACCGUCGCUCCUCUCGACGUGCAGCGUGACAUUAUCACCUGCCUGCCGGAGAUCAUCGAGGACGCCCAACACACGCGGGUGGCUAACGAGCUCAGGUGAGUGAUGCCCUUGAUGCAGCAGAACACGCAACUGACGGUGGUUGUUCUUGAUGUCCUCUCCAACAUCAACCUGUCCUCUGACCUCCUGGCGGAGGUGCGUGGCUCGGUGAUGCUUACCCUUGCGUCGGUGGAGCUCGAUGACCUUCCCGUGGUUGUCAAGUUCAUCUUGCACUCCAUCACUGCCACGGAUGCCUACGAGGUGAUUGCCGAGCUGAGAACCAAGUUGGACUUCCAGCUGUGCCUCCCUCCUGCCAGCCUCAGCGUCACACAAGGCGGGCGCAGGGCGGCAACUUGCGUGCCUUCGCAAGUGGCUCCUGACAAACGUGACUGCAAAGCACUGGUGCUCGACGCCAUUGCAUCGGCUGUGCGCUUCCAAAAGACCACAGCUGAGGCUUGGAUUAAGGCGAUUGAAAGUGUGCGCUCUGAGUCGGAACACAAGGUCAUCGACUUCCUGGUGCUGCUCAUCCUUCACAUCAACCACCACAAGGCCGUGGAGAGCCUCGUGCAGGCCAAGGUGCGCGCGGGUCGCCUCGGCGACAAGCUGCUGCAGGCUGCCUUCAGCGGGCACACCCCGGUGAUGUGCGAGUAUUUUCCGUCCAUUUUGGCGCUGGCGCAGACGCUGCUACGGUCGCAGGAUCCGGUGGUCGCGUCGUUCGCCGGCCGCGUGUACUGCCACGUAUUCUUCUGCUUUGAACCGUACUACCAGCAGGAGGUGGUGGGGUCGCUGGUCACCUUCGUGUGUAACGGCUACACAGCCGAGGCGGAUACGGCGCUGCAAGUCCUGCAUGAGCUGGUGCAGCAGCGCACAGCCUCGCUGGCCUCCUAUGCGGUCUUCAUCAAGGGUAUCUUGGACUAUCUGGAGAAUCUCUCUUUCACGCAGAUCCGAAAGCUUUUCUUCAUCCUCAGCACCCUGGCCUUCAGUGGGGGCACCCAGGGAAGUUACAUCCAGGGCGACAUGCACAUCGUGGUGCGCAAGCAGCUGUCAAGCACGGUGCUCAAAUAUAAGCGCAUCGGCAUCGUUGGCGCCAUCGCGCUGGUGGGGAGCAUGGCCACUCGCGGGAAAAGUGAAGCGACAGUCGCAUCUGCUUCCCAGGCAUCUCCGCUCAGCAGCAAUGUCUUCAAACAGGUGACGACCCUGGUGGAACUGGUGCGUGACUGCUGCGACGGCUCGGCCGAAGGCACGGCGCUGUACUGCGACGAGCUGGCGACGCUCAUCCACACGGGGGCUCUGCACCCUAAAGUUCAGGCGUGGAUUGGAGAGAACAUAUUGACUGACUUUCAGGACGAUUAUGUGGUUGACGUACAGCCGGGGAAAGAGCCGUCAGGAGACGAUUGUGUACUGCCCAUGCGCCUCUGCUACAACUUGGAGGAGGACGAGGACAGCGAGGGCAGCAUCGCCAUCAACCUGCUGCCGCUGCUGGCGAACAAUGUCCUCGCCCGCAAGGCGCAGCCCGGGGGUCCUGACAACAGCAAGAGGCUGGUGUCCCACGUGUGCCUGGCGUCUCACUUCCGGCUGCUGCGGCUCGGCGAGGAAGCUCUCAACGACGGCAACCUGGAGGGCAUCGACGCGCUCCUGGGCUGUCCCUUGUACGUGGCCGACCCGGAGCUCGUGGAGAAGCUGGAGUCGCUGUCGCGGCAGGAGCGCGAGUGGCUCUGCACCGUGCUCUUUCUCACCCUCAACUGGUUUCGCGAGGUGGUGAACGCGUUCUGCAGGCAGUCGGACGCGGAGAUGAAAGGGAAGGUUUUACGCCGCCUGGAAAACAUAACACAGGUGCAGGGUCUUCUGGAGAGGUGUCUGGCAGCCACACCGGGAUACAAACCGCCCACGGCAAACUUUGACAGUGAAGGGUCGGAGAGCGGCGCUCCUACGGCAAAUUCCUCGGCUCAGCCCAAGAAAAAAAACAAAGGCAAGAAGAGGAAGGCGGAUGGCGCAGAGAACACGUCGACAGAGAGUCUGCAGGGAGACGAGACGAUGGGCGACACGCUGGCGCCGGCAGAGCGCACCCAGGAUGACAAAGAGGCAGCGGAGGAGCGGCCGCAGGUGAGCCUGGCAAGCUACCGCGCAUACAUGCGUGAGCUCGACAUCCACGUGUUUGGCAUCCUGCAGAUGGGGCUGCUUACCAAGUCCCUGCUGGACUCGCACAUGAACACCAAGGUCACGGAAGUGGUGCAGCUGGGACCAGCUCAGCUCAUGUUUCUGUUGGACGAUCUCGCCCAAAAGCUUGAUCAUGUCCUUACCACGUCGAAGCGGACCAUGUUCCUGAAGGUGGGGAAGGCGGACCAGGACGUGGGUUUCGCGAACCUGAUGCAGCACUCGCCGCGACAGAUUGCCAGCCACGCCGUGCACCUCCUGGCUUCUCUCUGCGACCACCUGGAAGGCACUCACAAUUACUUCCAGAUGUCGCAAGCCGAGAACGAUGGCUUGGCGGAUGGUCCGCACGUGAACGUCCAGGAGACCCAAAUCAUGGCCUCCUGCUACCAACUCCUUCUACAAACCCUCAACACCCUCUUCUCUUGGAGCGGGUUUGUGCAUUCGGAGAAUAAGCCUCUUCUUAAGGAUGCUCUGGGUACUCUGGCCUUGAGGCUCAAGCCCGGAGAGGGAGCGAUGUCUAUGGACGAGCUGCUUGGCCACGCGUUUUCAUACCUGCGGAACUUUUCUGCCACGGUCCCUUCGGGCGAGUUGGCGCUCACCCUCACUCGGCUGCUCAUGGCGAUGGCCAAGAUGAGCCCGGAGCAGAAGGAACUACGCAAAGAAAUCGUAUCCGUCGCACUGGGGUUUUUGAAGCAGCACUGGGUAGGGCCCACGGGAGAGCGGGAGAAGGGAAGUAACUACUCCAAGGCCUUGGAAGGCUUGCUCUGCAUCUAUCUGGACAGCUGUGAGAACGUGCUGGACGCGAUAGAGGACAUCGCUAUCAAGGGCGUCACGGAGCUCGUCCACGUGGACAAGGACGGCCACUCGGCCACCUACCCCACGCUCACCAGGGCCGUGUUUGGAAUCUUCUACCGGGUCGUGAUGGAGCGGCUCGAGAAGGCCGUCAAAGCGAUUCCUGCGGGACGAUCCACCGACUCGGACGAGGUGCAAGAGGCACUGCUGAUUCGGUGGAGUGCAGGCGUCCGGAACUUCCACAUGCUCGUCAACCUCAUCAAGACUUUUGAUGGAAGACAGAGUCUCAGAGUUUGCCUAAAGUACGGUCGCCUGUUUGUGGAGGCCUUCCUUAGAAAAGGAAUGCCACUGCUGGAUUGCACCUUCAAAAAGCACAAGGACGAAGUGAACGGUUUGCUCAAGAACCUUCAACUGAGCACACGGCAGCUACACCACAUGUGUGGUCACUCCAAGGUGAACCACAACGUGAACCUCAUGAAUUGCGUGCCCCAGCUGAAGCGCACGCUCGAGUCGUUUGUCUACCGUGUCAAGGCCAUGCUCACCGUGAACAAGUGCCACGAGGCCUUCUGGAUCGGCAACCUCAAAAACCGCAACCUGCACGGCGAGGAGAUAUUGUCUCAGAAUAUAACGCAGACGGACAAGGGCGAAGACUCUGAAACGGAGGCAUCGGUGCUUGCAGAAGAUGAUGAUGAUGAAGAUGAAGAGAUGCCAGAGAAUGCAGAAGAGGAAUUCCUGAGCGACGAGUACUGACCUGGCUCUCUUCGGCGUUGGAUCGCCGAUUACUCACGUUCUCCAUCACACAUCGAGGCGGAGACUGCAACAACGAUUGUGUUUUGUUUGUUUAUUUGUUUUCGACUGAGGCAACGGCGGUGACCCACGUGCCCUGCCCGAGAACGGUGCACUUGGCAGGACGCUGCUUGCUUGACGCACUUGGCUAAGUGGUGCGGGGUGGUGGGAGGGCGUGGGAUGGUGGCCGGGAGCGCGCGCCUUCCUUUGCCGUUUGUUGGGCAGGUUCGCGGUGCGAAGCCACCGGCCGCCCUGGUUAAUACCGCGCGCAGUCAGAUUCGCAGUGGCGAACUUUAAAGGUCCUGCAAAGUUAUUCGUGAAAUGUUAUAAAUUACUCGCAGAUUACUUUAUUGGAGGAAAUAAAUUAAAAAUAUCAUUGAUUUUUUUUUUAUCUCGGUUAUCUUUUCACAGAAGUCGUUGCUUACCCGGUGUAAUCUUUGCAAGUGUCCACUUAACCGUUAUCUUUACUCACACCAUCCUUGUUCUAAACAUGACCUUUAUCUGCCAGGGUCAAAGCAGGGACUACUUAAUUAAAAUACAUUUCACAUUUAUUGCAUGAGCGAUUGGCUUCGUUAAAAUACAGAGAUACUUGUAAUUAAUCUUUAUUUAAAAAAACUGCUUUAUACUCUAUGCUCAUGUUGCACCUCCGAUUAUCACGGUUGGUUACAUACGUUGCAAAAGAAGUUCAACAUACGUAUGUUAUGCCUUAAGUUCUGAACACGUGAUUGCAAACUUUUGGUUAUAUGCUGCAUAUCGUUGCCUUUUUUUUUCACGACACGGUAAUUGCUGUCAUGUUUAAAAUAGUUAUUUUUUUACUUUAAUGCGCGGAUUUAAACGUAGUGUGACAAAAACCGUUUAAAAUAAAAAUUGAAAACGUCACCGAUGCAUCCUUUACAAGUUUGCAUUUUCCAUUCCUUUAUUGCCAGUAAAAAAUAAUUGUACGUUUUCGCAACGGAUAACUAGUUGAUAGCCGUUUUGUCAAACCUCCAGUCUCGUCAUCACUAUCAUCCACGACACCCCGCACCUCCGAUUGGCACAUUUGUCUUUGCACGGUGCGAAAGGAGGUCAACUUACGUACGUACGUACAUACAAACCACGGAGCUUGAGUCCGAUAUGUUCCACGCUGGUCAGUGUGGGUUGCUGAACAGCAGAGGUGGGGAAGGGGGGGUUAGACCAGAUCAGAUGUCACUCACCAAUGAUGUUAGCCAUGGCCAGGCAUCAAAGUCGGCUACCAAGUUCAUACCACUGUGUGCUAACCACUGUGCCACUGCUCCGGCCGCCCUUGGAAAGCUUGUGAGAGAGCUUUCCGCACGGUUUUGCUACAGUAUACACUGCCAUUCAUUCGUAAGUGAUAUUCAUAACAGUGAUAUUCAUAAUGGUUAUACAGGACAGCCUCCCUCAAUCAUGGGUCUUUCAAGGAUAGGCCUCGCAUGGGAUAUUUGGCCAAUUUUUUUACAGGUAUUAUUUUGUGUGGGCGGAGGAGACGGGAAUGCCGGGAUAAACCCCCACGCGUAUUCGGGGAGAAAUUGUAACUCGACACGGUGUAUAAGAAACCCGGUUCAUUACCGUGGGCCGGUCCCAUCGGGUAUCACCCUGUACACGAUCUUCUGGAUUGAGGCAUGCACCGUCACGCCCGGCGGAUUGCAGCGAACGCUGCUGCGUGUGUCUUCGGCGUGCUCGCGUUGGGACCUCGACAUCUGAGAUCGAGAUGUCGUCACGGCCAAAUCCGUUGAUGACACCCGCGCAUCGCCAACGCUUUCCGCUCGCGGCCAAACCAUGCAGCUGUCGCACACUCGACGCGACCUCCAAGAACUGGCCGCACAGUCUCCUGCCAUCUGCGCUUAGUUUCAAGUAAACUAUGAAAUAAGUAAAAGAUUUUACCAGGUAAUAAGGCUCCUUGAGAUUUUAGUUAUUUUUCAGAAGCGAUCUGGCUAUCACAAAUGAUAGCUCAACGAAGUGGCUUAUCGUGUGGUAAUGUCAAGCGGCCAAAUACUGUAAACGCUCGUUGAUUGUAAAUGUGGAGGGAAACAUCGGAGGACUCGGAGAAGAAUCCACGACCACGGGGAGAGAGACACGCAAACUCCAAAUAUACAUGCGUCAGGGUCGGGUUCAAACCCACAACUUGUAUACCAGUCCAAUGCUGGUCUCAGUAACUGGACCCUCUGUCCUGCACACAUGCCCUGGCCAACGUCGCCUUUUUCCGAAUCAUAUCAGCCACGAUUACCUAAAGGCGGUCACUGCAUCGCGCGCAUUUGGAUGUGUUUCUCUGGCCGUCUGGAAUGCUCUUCGUUCUAAUAUUAGGAAUCCACUGGACCGAUGCACUUUCAAAUCUAGAUUGAAAACUCAUUGCUUUCGAACUGCGUUUUGUGUUUAAUUCGUUGUCAUUCCCCCGCACCUCCGAUUCGGACGGUUGGCUACGUACGGUGUGAAAGAAGUUCAACAUACCAACCUGCAACGUUCUUUAACGGACUUGUGCCAUUCCUUAGUCUUGUCUUGCCACUGAAUUCCUAGCAUCCGUCUCAAGUGCCAACCCGCUUCUUCUGGAAGUGUGGUUCUAAUUCAGGCUCAGAUGUUUGACGGUGCUUGGGACCUGCUGAUCACGUCAGCACGGCUAACCGCUGUCAGCUUCUGUGCACGUGUGCUCUUCAUGAGCAAAUCUGAAGAAUUUGCUGCCAACUACGAAGCCAUCAGAUUAUUCCUUUCGGGACGGCGUUGUAGCUGAAGGUCUUCUGGCGCUUAAUACAUUUCAAACAUCAUUGUUAUGGAUGUAAGCAGUCGUAAUGUUAAUGAUUUCAUUUAAAUACA
Messenger RNA from Lethenteron reissneri (Far Eastern brook lamprey), 7351 nucleotides. It is a transcript of the gene FANCD2, whose product is annotated as FA complementation group D2. Gene Ontology annotation, cellular component: condensed chromosome; nucleus. Gene Ontology annotation, molecular function: DNA polymerase binding. Lineage: Eukaryota; Metazoa; Chordata; Hyperoartia; Petromyzontiformes; Petromyzontidae. Gene Ontology annotation, biological process: mitotic intra-S DNA damage checkpoint signaling; interstrand cross-link repair; homologous chromosome pairing at meiosis. The record is from RefSeq and is a predicted model, not a curated record.